CCCAUACCAUUUUAAAAUUUUCAUUCCACCUGACCAAUCAGAAAUCAAAUCCCGACUCCCUCCGCUGACUGUGACAAACCACUCAGUACUGCACACUGGCCUCUUAAUCGCCGCCGGUGACGGUCUCCGUUCACGCCAUGAAGCCUCCACGUCUUCUUUCACAGAUCCUUCUUCUCAUCCUUCUGGCAGUUCCCGCCUUCUCAUGGAAGAAAGAAGAAUUCCGGAAUUGCAAUCAGACUCCCUUCUGUAAACGCGCCCGUUCGCGCAUGCCUGGAACCUGUAAUCUACGCGCAUCAGAUGUCUCCAUUUCCGACGGAGAUCUCGUCGCCAAGCUCAUUCCGAAAGAAGCGAGCUCAGAGAACGAAGAUCCAGUCAAGCCGCUACUUCUGUCCAUCUCAGCGUAUCAAGAUGGCAUAAUGAGGUUGAAGAUCAACGAGGACCCAACUUUGGACCCGCCUAAGAAGAGAUUCGAAGUUCCAGACGUUAUAGUGGAUGAGUUUCCGAGCAAAAGGCUUUGGUUACAGAGAAUCAAGGAGGAGAGGAUCAACGGAGAUUCAGCUGUUUCAUCUGUGGUUUACUUGUCCGAUGGGUAUGAGGGGGUGCUUAGGCACGAUCCUUUCGAGGUUUUUGUAAGAGAGAAGGGUAGUGGGAAGAGAGUACUUUCCAUAAACUCAAACGGAUUGUUUGAUUUCGAGCAACUGAGGAAGAAGCAGGAAGGGGAAGAAUGGGAGGAAAGGUUUCGAAGCCACACUGAUGCAAGACCGCACGGACCUCAAUCCAUCAGUUUUGAUGUUUCAUUUUAUGGAGCAGAUCAUGUUUAUGGCAUUCCUGAGCACGCUACAAGUCUUGCUCUGAAGCCCACCAGAGGUCCUGAAGUAGAUGAGUCCUCCGAACCAUACAGGCUCUUCAAUCUGGAUGUAUUUGAGUUCAUCUCAGAUUCUCCAUUUGGACUUUAUGGAUCGAUCCCCUUCAUGAUUUCACACGGGAAAGCUCGAGGAAGUUCAGGAUUCUUCUGGCUUAAUGCAGCAGAGAUGCAGAUUGAUGUAUUGAGCUCUGGUUGGAAUUCAAAUGAAUCUUCAAACCUUGUUCUUCCAUCCGACAAGGAAAGGAUUGAUACCUUUUGGAUGAGUGAGGCCGGUGUUAUGGAUGCUUUCUUUUUUACAGGUCCAGGGCCUAAAGACGUUGUUAGGCAGUAUAGUAGUGUGACAGGAACAUCCUCAAUGCCCCAGAUGUUUGCUAUAGCUUAUCAUCAAUGCAGAUGGAAUUACAGGGACGAGGAGGAUGUUUAUAAUGUUGAUUCAAAAUUCGAUGAACAUGAUAUCCCCUAUGAUGUUUUGUGGCUUGAUAUCGAGCACACGGAUGGGAAAAGGUACUUUACAUGGGACAGGGUGUUAUUUCCCAACCCGGAAGAGAUGCAGAUGAAGUUGGCUUCAAAAGGAAGACACAUGGUUACUAUUGUGGACCCUCAUAUAAAGAGGGACGAGUCAUACUAUAUUCACAAAGAGGCUUCUGAGAAAGGGUAUUAUGUCAAGGAUGGUACGGGUAAGGAUUAUGAUGGCUGGUGCUGGCCCGGUUCAUCGUCUUACAUUGACGUACUGAAUCCAGAGGUGAGAUCAUGGUGGGGCGAUAAGUAUUCUCUUGAGAACUAUGUUGGUUCAACCCCAUACUUGUAUGUCUGGAAUGACAUGAACGAGCCUUCUGUCUUUAAUGGUCCAGAGGUCAGCAUGCCAAGAGAUUUAAUACAUCUUGGAGGUUUUGAGCACAGGGAGAUGCACAAUGUAUAUGGUUUAUACUUUCACAUGGCAACUGCUGAUGGACUUCUUAAGCGAGGGGAUGGGAAAGAUAGACCUUUUGUAUUGUCAAGGGCCCAUUUUGCCGGAAGUCAAAGAUAUGGAGCCGUUUGGACGGGAGAUAAUUCAGCUGACUGGGAUCAAUUAAGGGUUUCUGUUCCAAUGAUUUUAACUCAUGGAUUAACUGGAAUGGCAUUCACAGGUGCUGAUGUUGGUGGAUUUUUUGGCAAUCCGGAGCCUGAGCUGUUAGUCCGAUGGUAUCAAUUAGGUGCCUACUAUCCAUUCUUUAGAGGCCACGCCCACCAUGACACCAAGAGACGAGAACCAUGGCUAUUUGGAGAACGAAACACUGAACUUAUCAGGGACGCGAUACACGUUCGCUAUAUGUAUCUCCCUUAUUUCUACACACUUUUUAGAGAGGCAAACACCAGUGGCAUUCCAGUUGCACGUCCCCUCUGGAUGGAGUUCCCAGACGAUGAAAAAACUUUCACCAGUGAUGAUGCAUUGAUGAUUGGAAGUAGCCUUCUUGUCCAAGGAAUUUUCACCGAGAAAGCCAAGCAUGUAUCAGUGUAUCUUCCUGGGGAUGAGUCAUGGUAUGACAUUAGAAGUGGAACUGCAUAUAAAGGGGGUCUGACCCACAAACUUGAGGCUCUUGAAGAGACAAUACCAGCUUUCCAAAGGGCCGGAACCAUCAUACCUAGGAAAGAUCGCUUUCGUAGAAGUUCCACGCAGAUGGAGAAUGACCCUUAUACCCUGGUCAUUGCUCUUAAUAGUUCCCAGGCUGCUGAAGGAGAGAUCUACAUUGAUGAUGGGAGGAGCUUUGAUUUCCAAGAAGGGGCCUACAUCCAUCGCCGGUUCGUUUACUCCAGGGGGACUCUAACAUCUUUGGAUCUGUCCCCAUCCUCUGUCAGUAAAAAGUUUUCAUCAGACUGCACAGUGGAGAGGAUAAUCUUGUUAGGAUUAUCUGCUGGUCCAAAAACUGCCCUUGUUGAGCCUGGGGAUAAGAAACUACAAGUUGAAAGUGGGCCACUUCUUCUCCGUGCUGGCCCACCAUCAUCUGUCGUCACUGUCCGCAAGCCCAAUGUGAGAGUAGCCGAUGAUUGGUUGAUUAAAAUCUUGUAAGCUAUAGAAUACACUGAACUUCUUGGUGGUGUCAUGGUGAAUGAUGGACGAAGGGCAAUUAGGUCAGUUGACACUUGACACUCUUGUUUGCCUCAUCUUUCUUUCAUCAUGCAGCUGCUGGAUUAGUACAGUAAUUCCCACAGAUGGUUAUUACACUAAUUUUUUACACUUGGUCAAGAAGUUGUGGGUGAUGAUGAUAGAAAUGCAGAGAUUGAGUAAUGCUUCUUCAUAAUAGGAAGUUCUUUUUGUUUUGUUGUGCUUUGAGAUUUAAAUAUUUUUCUGGUGAGUUAAAAAAAAGCAUGAUUCCGGAGCUUCUUUGGUGUCUCUUUGUUUACUGAAAUGACCUGUUGAGCAAAAUUUGUUUUAGAAUACCUAACCUAACUUCAUAUUAUUAUUAUUGAAGAGGUCUUCAUUAAUUGAUUACUUAAAGGAUG
Cuscuta europaea is the source of this 3346-nucleotide messenger RNA. The record is from the annotation of a GenBank genome assembly. Lineage: Eukaryota; Viridiplantae; Streptophyta; Magnoliopsida; Solanales; Convolvulaceae.